AAGUAGCUCAGCCACUGAUGGGGAAUGGGGGGGAGAAUAGAUUGUUGUGUCCUGUUUUUAACAAUCCUGAGACAUGAGCACUAGUUGUUAAAGGUUGUUUUUUGCAGCCACGUGCAAAAGAUAAAUCUGAGAUUAACUGGAGACUGGUGCUGUUUAAUUAUAUUGAUCUUUUAUCUGGACAGUAUAAUGAUGAAACAGAUGGAAAUGGUAUUGACAGUGGAGAGGAAGUGUUGCAUCCAGGCUGUGUCUGGUAGUGCAACCAACACAAGAGGGUAAAUUUUUUUCAGCUGAUGGCCAUUUAUAUCUUUGUGCAAAAUGGCCUUGGCUUUAAUUUCAGUAGGUAGUAGGUAGAAAUAUGACUCCGAGUACCAAGGUACUCUUGUGUCUUCCUUUUGUGGAAACUACUAACUUUAAGGACACACUGAGGUUACUGAUCAUGUUCACAGGAGCUUUACACUCCGUAUGUAGCCUGUCUAUCCUGUGCUGCUCAUAAGCAUUGAACUAUUUCGUGCACACUCUCAUCAUUCUGUAGCUGCGAAAGAAUCCUGUAAAUGUGUGAUUACGGCAGAGGUAUGAACAAAAUAUGCAUUGUGCAGGUCAAGCACUGGAUUUACAACCUGUGUACAACAGGAUAUGCAUAUAGAAACUUCUGUCUGGGAAGUCUCAGACAAAAAAGUUGUGACUGCACUGAAGCAUCAGAACAGGAAUAAUUGGGAACAUCUUUCAUGGAAUCCUAAUAAUAAAGUCUUCAGUAGCCAUGUAUACAUAUUGAAGUGAGAACCUCUGAAAUAAGAAUGUCUUUCUUUGGCUGUUAAUUGUCUGAAAACAACAUUAAGUGAUAUAACGUAACCAUUCAUUUCUAUAACUGCUAAGAAUCCUUUACAAGAUUUCAGCCCUAAUCAAUUGCUACACUCAACACAGAGUUAUUAUAAAUUUUAGAACAUUUAUAUUCUGUAAAAGCAGUAAAUGUAAUAUGUUAUGCCAUUCAUAAUGCUGCUUUCAGCGAAAGAGCCAUCAUGUUUAUCAAGGGAAUAAGUUCAGCAGUAUGAGUGUACCAGCAAAGCAGCAGUAUUGGAAAAGAGUUGUGAAAGAACAGGGAUGUAACAAAGGCUUUUUUUUCCAACUCAUUAUCAUGUUUAAAUCCCAUUUGAACGAGGCUUUGUUUGGAGUGUCCGUGUUGACUUUCUAUUAAGAAUGAAAAUUAGGUUACAAAACAGAUCACUAGAUGAGAAAUCAUAAACUUAACAAGGACAUUCUCUAAGUGAGAAUAGAAAAAGCAUACCUCUACAAAGACAUUGGUGCAUCUCUUGCGUAUGCUAACAGAUGUUGACCUAACUGUCCAGAUGUGCUGCAGAGCAAUUCAGUUCUUUCAUUCCAUUACAGAGCCUUUUUUUUUUCCCCUGAUAAGUAUGUGAGCUGUCUUGAAAGAAAGCAUUCAAGGGAGCUGAUAGCUUCUUUCAAUUGAGUUCAUGUUCUCUGGUUGGUCCAGUUUUCAGCAUAUUUCACCACAGGCAGUACCUUACUGGCAAUCUCAGCAGAUGAUAAUAGCAAACCCAGAUCAGAAACCUGUUAUCCCUCGAUAUGUGGCCGAACACAUUUGAGCUGAAUGCUCAAAAUGCAUUAGAGCUGAUCACAUUCAAGCAGAGGUUCAGCUAUACCAUUUACAGGCUGCCACUUAAGGAGGAUUUGUAUAAAAAGUAAUUAAAACUUCUGAAUUCUUCUUUUGAAACAGUACUAAAAAGCAUCAUUGCAUUUAGCAAACCUGACUAGCAACAAAUGCCCAAAUGCAUUUCAAGACAUAUCGGUAUGAAAGUGCCAAAGAACUAAAGGCUGUUUUGAACUUAAAAACAGGAGAAUAUUUCAGUUCUUAAAAAAGGGAACAUUCCAAAUAGCAACUGCAUUUGUACUUCACAAAUGGAGCUAUUAAAAUUACAAGAAAAAGUGUGCCUUAUUCUCUAUGGGUAAUAUCUGAGCCAAAUUAAUAUCACAUGCAUUUACACCUUAAUGAAUAGCUUAAAAAGCCUAAUCCUUUGGAAAGAUUCCUAUAGGCUUUCAUGUAAUUUAGACCAGGAUAAUUACAGAUAAAGAAAAAAAUAAUAAUUUCAGUGCAGAAACAAAAUAUUUGAUCUUUUAAAUAGUUGUAAAAUACAGCCAAAAAAAGAUUUUGCUUUGGAUCUUAAAAAUAUGUUCAAAUCAAGGGGAUGUUUCAAUUUGCCUGAAAAGGCAGUUUGGCACUAGUAUCUAACAUAACUCUGAAAAAUUCAAUAUUUACAAUGUUCACAUCUAAAUUAAGAGCAUUUUUUUAUUUCAACAUCAACAAUGUGGUGGUAAAUAUGCUACUGCUCUGGACAACGGCUUAUCUUGGCAUUAGUUUCAUCCAUGUCUAAUAACACUAUAAAUCUUGUGAGAAAUGCCAGACUUUCCCAAAGCAAACAGCUGGGCCAGUAGAGACUGCCAAAUUUCUUGAAGUCUGUGAAAUCAGUUUCAAUAAACAUGGGAUGUUCGUUGGUAAAGAAAACUAUAUAUUUUUUUUAAACUUCCCUGAAGCUAACAGAGAAUUUAUACCUUAUUUUCCUCUAAGGCACCGUGGAGCUUGGAGCAGCUCUUAUUUUAUCCAAAGCAACUUAGCUUCACUUCAGUGAUAUAUAUUCAUUCAAUUGCAAAAGGUGAUAUUUCAAAUGUUUGCUUUUUUUGGCAUGCAGCAAUUUUCUUCUUGAUAUUUAUUUUUCUAUAUGUUCUAUUGCAGGAGAAAUUCAAAACAUUUCAGUUAAGACUUCAAAUUGUUCCAGAUGAAGGAGAAAGCCUUCAGCAAAAGGAUGGUCUGAAUGACAGGUCAGCUUCAGAGUAAAGCCAAGCCUGAGAAACAGCAAAACAGAGGCGUUCCAAGAGCAGAAGCAAUGAGCACUGAGAUACCUUCCAACCUAAUCAAACAUGCAGGGCAGACAAGUAUUCCAUCUCUCGAAAAUAAAACAGAUUUUUCCUUAAAUAUCACUGACUGCAACCAGGUCGUGGUGCCAGAGGAAGUCUUUUUCACUGUUGCUGCUGCUGGCAUACUAGAAAAUCUACUUGUCCUUGUCGCUGUCAUCAGAAAUAAGAAUUUGCACUUGCCCAUGUACUUCUUCAUUUGUAGCUUAGCCAUUUCAGACAUGUUAGGCAGCUUGUACAAAACUUUGGAGAACAUCUUUAUUAUCUUGUGCAAAAUGGGGUACCUGACACGUCGUGGGGACUUUGAGAAAAAGCUGGAUGAUGCCAUGGAUUCCAUGUUCAUUCUGUCUUUACUGGGGUCCAUUUUCAGCUUGCUAGCUAUUGCAGCGGACAGAUACAUCACUAUCUUCUAUGCUUUGCGGUACCAUAAUAUAAUGACAGUACAAAGGGCUUUGGUCAUCUUGGCAAUCAUUUGGACAUUCUGUGCUGGCAGUAGCAUUGCCAUUGCACUCUUCUCCCAUGAAAUAGCUACAGUCAUUCCCUUCACCAUCCUGUUUCCUUUAAUGAUGUUUUUUAUACUGUGCCUCUAUAUCCAUAUGUUCCUCCUAGCUCGAUCUCAUGCUAAAAAGAUUGCCUCGCUGCCAACCAGUGCAGUCCAUCAGAGAACUAACAUGAAAGGAGCCAUUACACUGACUAUUUUCCUUGGAGUCUUCCUUUGCUGUUGGGCCCCCUUUGUUCUUCACAUCCUUUUAGCAAGGUUUUGCCCACACAACCCUUACUGUGCCUGCUACAUGUCCAUUUUCCACGUGAAUGGGACCCUCAUAAUGUGCAAUGCAAUCAUUGAUCCUAUGAUUUUUGCAUUCCGAAGUCCAGAAUUACGGAGUACGUUUAAGAAGAUGUUCUGCUGUGCCAGGCAUAACUGGAACUGGUAG
Molecule: messenger RNA, 3857 nt
Organism: Phasianus colchicus (ring-necked pheasant)
Lineage: Eukaryota; Metazoa; Chordata; Aves; Galliformes; Phasianidae
Gene: MC2R
Product: melanocortin 2 receptor
Biological process (GO): G protein-coupled receptor signaling pathway
Cellular component (GO): membrane
Molecular function (GO): corticotropin receptor activity
Source: RefSeq, a predicted model, not a curated record